Messenger RNA from Odocoileus virginianus texanus, 3211 nucleotides. The record is from RefSeq and is a predicted model, not a curated record. Lineage: Eukaryota; Metazoa; Chordata; Mammalia; Artiodactyla; Cervidae.
UUGGCAGAAACCAACAUGAUAUUAUAAAGCAACUAUCCUUCAGUUAAAAAUAAAUUAAAAAAAAAAAAAAAAACAUUAGUCACUCUGGAUAGUGGCAGAGUAGAGGGUGAGUGUCUAGAGUGCAGCAGAAGGGAAAUUCCAAGGUCCUGUUGUAUGUCCCUCUGGGACAACUUGUGGAAUUCUCCUCCAGCAGUCAGCUUUAGAAAAUGGAAAAUGAAACUCUCUCCUCUAGAGUCCUGGCAGGACAGUGCAGUACCUCCAGUCCCAAGUCCUUGAGGGAGGUUCACCUGGAGAAGGGAAGGGGCUGGAACUGAGGUCACUGCAUCCCAGUUCAGGGCUCUUGGACAACCCAGGAAGGGAAGAGGGAGGACAGGCUAGAGCUCAGAGCCAUCCAUCAUAAGGAAGGGGAAUAAGUGAGUAGCAUCCCUUUGAUCACCCUGUUCUGUAAAUAGAAUUCUCUUCCUUCUUGCCCUGGCACUAGAUUCUCCUCAGCUUUCCUCCUGCCCCUAGCACCUCUUCCAUCCUGACACUCCUUUCCCCUGAGGCACGCCUUGUCCAAAAUCCUUCUUGGAUGGAACAAACACAUCCAUCCUUUAUUCCCAGCCCCUCUAGCCAUCAUUUUAUCCCCCUCACAUCCCUCAUUUUCCAGGAUCCAGACCAUUUGUUCUUACCAGUCCUGCGAGGUUUCCAACAAGGUCUCUGCUAGAGUUUUUCACUUCUCAAUGCUCUUUUCCAUCUACGAGACUUUUGGAAGCUUGGGGAAGCAAAUAGGCUUUGGUUCCCACCACUCCUCCAGAGCCUCAGUCCUCAGUGUCAACGACUUACUGACAGCUGAACAGCUGCAGGUACUAGGUGAAGAGCAUACUGCUAAAAGGCUGUGAACUCUACCCUGCUCCCUCAUCUGUCCUUCCUAUUGUUUGCAUGAGAUGGUGUAAGCUUGAAAGUGAAAGCGUUAGUCACUCAGUCGUGUCCAAAUCUCUGCAACCCCUUGGGCUGUAGCCUGCCAGGCUCCUCUGUCCAUGGGAUUUCCGAGGCAAGAAUGCCGGAGUGGGUAGUCAUUCCCUUCUCCAGGGGAUCUUCCCCACCCAGGGAUCGAACCCAGGUCUCCUGCAUUGCCAGCAGAUUCUGAUGGUUUAAGCUUAGGGGACUCCAAAGCAGUAGUCAGGAAGAAGUCUGGCUGUCCUGGGCUCAAAGCUGAGCAGGAGGUUAAGGUUAUUCUGCAGAAGACCUUCUGAUGGGAACUUCUCUGGGAUAGCACAUUGGUCAGUGAUGAUCUCAGCUGAGUCUGUGACACUCCCACUCCUACUUGGGCCUGUCUGACGUCAACAGGAAGUAAGGCUGAUGCAACGAGACCAGGGAGUUUGGCUGAAGCCCUGGCCCACACGCCACCCUUCUGAUAAGAAUCCAGUCCCUGGAGGAACAAGGGGAAGGGCUGAGUGGUGGAACUAAAAUCUUUGGGCUAAACCCUCUAGACAGCAGGGAGGAGGUGCAUAAGCCUCCCUGUCUGGCACUUGUGGAACAGGCUCCAUUAGAAGGCUGUCCAUGUCCACCUCUGGUGGAUUGGAGCCUGGCCUGAAGCUGCCUUUUGUGUAACUUGGGUCAAGAUCAAAUGGCAUGUCACAGUGGCUUUCUUACUAUGACUGAGACAUGUAGGCCUGGCCCAAGUCCCCCGCCAAGUGUUAAGGUUGUAGCAGUUGCCCCCUCCGCCUGCCCCCUGGUGGCUGGCCUCCAGGAUGAGCCUGUGGAGUGGGAGACACCUGACCUUUCUCAAGCUGAGAUCGAGCAGAAGAUCAAGGAGUACAAUGGCCAGAUCAACAGCAACUUGUUCAUGAGCCUGAACAAGGAUGGCUCCUACACAGGCUUCAUCAAGGUUCAACUGAAGCUGGUGCGCCCUGUCUCCGUUCCCUCCAGCAAGAAGCCACCCUCCCUGCAGGAUGCCCGGCGCGGCCCAGGGCGGGGCACAGCUGUGAAACGCCGCACCUCCUUCUACCUGCCCAAGGAUGCUGUCAAGCACCUGCACGUGUUGUCACGCACGCGGGCACGCGAGGUCAUCGAGGCCCUGUUGCGCAAGUUCCUGGUGGUGGAUGACCCUCGCAAGUUUGCACUCUUUGAGCGGGCUGAGCGCCAGGGACAAGUGUACCUCCGGAAGCUGUCAGAUGAUGAGCAGCCCCUACGCCUCCGGCUCCUUGCAGGGCCCAGUGAGAAGGCCCUAAGCUUUGUGUUGAAGGAGAAUGACUCUGGGGAGGUGAACUGGGACGCUUUCAGCAUGCCUGAGCUACACAACUUUCUGCGUAUCCUGCAGCGGGAAGAAGAGGAACAUCUCCGCCAGAUCCUGCAGAAGUACUCCUAUUGUCGCCAGAAGAUUCAGGAAGCCCUGCACGCCUGCCCCCUGGGGUGACCUCUUGUACCCCGGGGUGGAAGGAGGAGAGUAGGCAGUGCCAAGGGCAUGCCGUGUGAGUGUGCAAAGGCCCCUGUGGCCUGAGGAAUGAGUGUGCAUGGAGGCCCUCUCGCUGGGGGAACGAGCCCAGAGAACAGCGAAGGAGCUGGCCCCCUGUGUCCACCAGUGGGUGGAGCAGAGCAUGGCUCUUCACCCUUCUGCCUGUCGUGUACUGGGUCAUGGUGGGCCAGGGUUGCCCUGGGAAGCUGCUCCAGGCUUGCAGCAGGGGUAGAGGAGACAGAAGUCUCUUUAAAUUUGUGUCUCAGAUAUGAGAAUAUUGGAGACCCUACAAACAGAAUAGGGUCGUUUGCAGGGAUGAGGGCCCUUGUCUAUGCAGAACGGUUGUGUGAUUUGGGUCUUGGAUGGGGGAGGGGGGUGUCUCAGGAUAGCCCUAUCAGAACCAAGGGUGGGUGUUCAAGAUAAGACAGGCAUCAAGGAAGAGUCUAGGGUUCCCUCUCCAGCACCCUCUGACUCCUCACACACCUUCAGGUCAGGGAGUGCUGGCUAAGGGUGCAGCAAUAGUGCCUCUGCCUCCUCCAAGGAGGAUGUCCCUGGGCCAGGCUUUCUGUGAAUGUGGGCACUGGCCCAGGUGUCUGUGCCUUGUUUGCCAGUCAAAGCCAGGGUCUUUCCCUUGGGUAUUUUUGAUGAUGUGUGCGAAUGUAUGUACUAUUUUGUGGCCUCAGCUGAAUGCCUCCUGUGGGGAAAGGGGUGGGGGUAAUAGUCAUCAGGGCCUGGGGUCUGAGAAAAUUGGCUAAAUAAAGAUUUAAGAAUUCU